This is a messenger RNA of Xylaria bambusicola, 1641 nucleotides long. RefSeq lists its product as uncharacterized. Bases 1 to 1641 code for a protein of 546 amino acids. Gene Ontology annotation, cellular component: cytoplasm. The transcript is spliced from 4 exons. Lineage: Eukaryota; Fungi; Ascomycota; Sordariomycetes; Xylariales; Xylariaceae. Gene Ontology annotation, molecular function: 2 iron, 2 sulfur cluster binding; flavin adenine dinucleotide binding; oxidoreductase activity, acting on NAD(P)H. The record is from RefSeq and is a predicted model, not a curated record.
AUGUCUGAGUAUAAGCUCAAGAACGUGUCGUCGCCGCUGGCCCUGCAGCCUGGCGAGAAGAGGGAGGUCGAGGUCGAAGGCCUUGAUGGAGCCAAGAUCCUGCUUCUCAACGCUGGUGGAGAUCAAAUCCACGCUGUCGGGCCCAAGUGCACACAUUACGGCGCCCCCCUCGUCAACGGCGUCCUGACCAAGUCCGGACGUCUUGUCUGCCCUUGGCACGGAGCUUGUUUCAAUGCCAAAACCGGCGACGUCGAGGAUGCACCCGCUCUAGACGCGCUCACAGCCUUUAGUGUUGUCGAAAAGGAUGGUGCUGUUUACGUGCGAGGUGAAGAAGCCGCCAUCAAGUCCGGGCGAAGAAAACCUAACGUUAGAUGCCGCGUGAGCAACACUUCUGAAACUGACAAAGUCAUCGUCGUCGGCGGUGGUAGCGGAGCCAUCGGCACUGUAGAGGGUUUAAGAGCUGGUGGUUUCUCUGGUCCCAUUACGGUCAUAACUAAAGAGGGUUACCUGCCCAUUGACAGGACUAAGCUCUCCAAAGCUUUGCUUACCGAUGUCAACAAGGCUCAGUGGAGAGAUGCCGAGUUCUUCAAAUCCGCAUCCAUCGACUUUGUCGAGGACGAGGUCACCGAUCUCGACAUCAGCCGCAAGUCUAUCAGGACAAAGAGCGGCGCGCAGCAUAUAUACGGAAAACUUGUCCUAGCUACCGGCGGCACUCCCCGCAAUCUUCCCUUGCAAGGAUUCAAGGUGCUCGAAAAUAUCUUCACCUUAAGAACUUUGCAUGAUACCAAAAGCAUUGUGGAUGCCAUUGGAGAGAAGGGCAAGAACAUUGUUAUUGUUGGAAGCAGCUUUAUCGGAAUGGAGGUUGCGAACGCUACAGCCGCGGACAACACAGUAUCCAUCAUCGGCAUGGAAAGUGCACCCCUCGAGAGGGUGUUAGGUAAGGAGGUCGGCGCAGGUCUACAAAAAGGGUUCGAAGCGAAAGGGGUUAAAUUUUAUAUGUCAGCUGGUGUCGACAAGGCCGAACCGUCGGCAUCGAAUCCUUCUAAAGUCGGGUCGGUUUCAUUGAAGGAUGGCACUAAGCUUGAUGCCGAUAUAGUGAUCUUGGGCGUUGGUGUUGCGCCGGCUACGGAGUAUUUGAAAGAGAACAAAGUGGUCCGGCUUGAACAGGACGGGUCGUUGAAGACGGACGACAACUUCCUCGUCGCGGGGCUCAAGGACGUCUAUGCGAUCGGUGAUAUCGCAACCUAUCCUUACAAUGGGCCGGGUGGGCAGGGCAACUAUACCAGAAUCGAGCACUGGGACGUAGCACAAAACCAAGGUCGUUCUGUGGCGAAGCACAUCAUUAACCCGUCUGUCACACCUCAAUUCUUCACUCCCGUGUUUUGGAGUGCCCUUACGGGCCAGCUGCGCUACUGCGGCAACACGGUGAACGGGUGGGACGAUGUCGUUCUCCAAGGGAAUCCAGCGGAGAGCAAGUUUGUUGCCUACUACUGCAAGGGUUCAGCUGUCGUGGCGGUUGCCAGCAUGGGCAAGGACCCGGCUAUGACCAAAUCAGCAGAAUUGAUGAGAGAAGGGGCGAUGCCUACGAAGGAACAACUCCAAAAAGGCCUAGACAUUCUAGAUGUGUCACUAGUAGCCUGA